CUUUGUUUUGCUCGGCAAACAAGACACACCUGUCAGGGCGGGAUCAAGUAAAUCCCAUCAGAAUGUGUUUGUCCGUCAUUGCAGGCUUCUCCUUCUUCUAAUGCUGUUUGUGCUCUAUCACACAGUGUGCUCUUUUCACGCACAGUAUCCUGGCAAAAAUAUGUUUUAACAUCGGCAUCAGUCAGUGGUGCAGAUCCAUCAUGAAUGAAACGCAAACAUCUGGAGAUGAAGAUUUUAUUCCACAAUGCAGUGCUGAUCAUGGAGGAGAGUCCAGUAUUACAGCAGGAAUGAAAAAAUAUGCCUGUUUUCUAACACUGGAUCCAAACACAGCAAACAAUGAUCUCCGUCUGUCUGAGGACAACCGAGAGGUGACAUGUGUGUCUGAUUCUCAGCCAUACCGUGAUCAUCCAGACAGAUUUGAUGAUGUGUGUCAGGUUUUGUGUAGAGAGAGUCUGUGUGGACGCUGUUACUGGGAGACUGAGUGGAGUGGAGAAGUGUUGGUAUCAGUGUCAUAUAAGAGCAUCAGCAGGAAGGGACGGGGUGAAGAGUGUUGGUUUGGAGGUACUGAUCAGUCCUGGAGUUUGAUCUGCUCUCCUUUCAGAUACUCAUUCAGACACAAUGACACAUGGACCGAACUCUCAGUGAAGCCCAUCAUCAUCAGAAAAGGAACUGGAGACUAUGAUAAUGUCUAUAAAGUAGGAGUGUAUGUGGAUGAGAGCGAAGGAACUCUGUCCUUCUUCAGCAUCUCCAGAAACACAAUGAGACUCAUCCACACAGUCCAGACCACAUUCACUCAGACACUCUAUCCUGGGUUUAUGGCUUGGUUUGGAUCAUCUGUGAAACUGUGUUGAUGAAUCAGAAGAGACUGAUGAGAUUCUACCCAUAAUUCUUUGAGCUGCAUGAUGAAUCAGUAACAGUGAGAUGUUAUGAGUCUCUUCAAGACAUUAAUACUGCAGCUCAACUUCUAU
Puntigrus tetrazona (Sumatra barb) is the source of this 968-nucleotide messenger RNA. Its product is annotated as stonustoxin subunit beta-like. Lineage: Eukaryota; Metazoa; Chordata; Actinopteri; Cypriniformes; Cyprinidae. Bases 201 to 851 code for a protein of 216 amino acids. The transcript is spliced from 4 exons. The record is from RefSeq and is a predicted model, not a curated record. Gene Ontology annotation, molecular function: protein binding.